UCUAGUUGGCUAAGUCUCCUGUGCCGAACGUUUGUAUCACACAAUAAAGGGAUAAAGGUAAAAUGAAGACCAGUGUGGUCAUCUUCCUCUGUAUAUACGGUGCUGUUACAGCGAACGAAGAUAUACACAAGAGGGACAAACGACAGGCAAGAUGGGGUUCUCAACGUUCAAGCAUGAUGGAUUGGUUCUUACGAACCAUGCGAUCUCAACAACCCCAACAACAAGGAUGGCAAGCUCUUACCCAAUCCACAAAUAACCAAUUUAGUAGAUUGCCCACUCCAACUUGGGCGCCUACUACUGUAGGAACACAAGCUAAUUUCGGGGGUCAAAACUGGGGUAACACCGCACCGACUCCAGCAGGAUUCCCUUCGAUGUUCAACGAUUUAUCAAGGUCACAAAAUAGUCUCCCAGCUCCGCCAACGUCUGCCAGCCCUCCUUCUCCUCCGCCAGGCCCAAAGCCGCCUACAAAGAAACGCACAUCUGGAUUCAAUCGGACCAGUGGACAUUCAAAUGUUUCAAAAUCUGGAGGGGGCCCUAAAAAACCUCGACCUGGACGCGGAAGUCCCACAGCAGGCCGUGGACCUCCAACAAGACCUGCCCCAACACCACCCGUUCCUACAUACCCGCCAACUUUGCCUCCACGGCCUAUAAGAAGGCAAAAACAAAGAAGAAAUAGACCAAGAUCGCAAAGCCGAUCAUUUGCUCCAAAAUCAAAUUUGAAAUUGGCGAGCAUGAUUCCGCCUUCGUUUUUACAAGGAUUGGGACGCGCGAUGGCAGAUAAACUGAGAACGAUGUGGCUAAAUCCACUCUAUCAGCAACAAGCAAAGGCCGCUGGAGAUAAUUUCGUUGUCAAUCCAAACCCUGUGAAUAUUGCCUACCAAGCCUGUCCUCCUACUAUCGUUUCUCAUCGCUGUGUCUACAAUCCAUGUCCUAGAUGUCGGAACCACCUCAUAGAAUGCUGGACCAACCCAUGUGGCGGAUGUACAGGUGAAAUGUACUUACGUGGAAGCAGAAUACAUGAUUGUGAAACUAUUUAAAGGUUACACAUCGCCAUUGCGUGGUUGAACGGUGCUCAGUAACAUUAAACGGAGGCUUAAACAACUUAGUAUAUUCAAAUGUAUAAUUUAGUAAGCUUUUAAUUGUAAAAAAGUGUUCAACCCUUUUAAUCCAUUAGUUCAAUGUCUCGCCUACGUGUGAACGGGGUUACCAUUGAUUUUUGAUAUAAGCGAAAAGUGGAUAAAACGGAAAGAAAUUAACGACCUGAAAGGCGGUGGAUUUUAAGACGACCUGAAAGAAGGUGGAUUUUCAGACGACCUGAAAGAAGGUGGAUUUUCAGACGACCUGAAAGGCGGUGGAUUUUAAGACGACCUGAAAGGCGGUGGAUUUUAAGACGACCUGAAAGGCGGUGGAUUUUAAGACGACCUGAAAGGCGGUGGAUUUUAAGACGACCUGAAAGGCGGUGGAUUUUAAGACGACCUGAAAGGCGGUGGAUUUUAAGACGACCUGAAAGAAGGUGGAUUUUAAGACGACCUGAAAGAAGGUGGAUUUUAAGACGACCUGAAAGAAGGUGGAUUUUAAGACGACCUGAAAGGCGGUGGAUUUUAAGACGACCUGAAAGGCGGUGGAUUUUAAGACGACCUGAAAGAAGGUGGAUUUUAAGACGACCUGAAAGAAGGUGGAUUUUAAGACGACCUGAAAGAAGGUGGAUUUUAAGACGACCUGAAAGAAGGUGGAUUUUAAGACGACCUGAAAGGCGGUGGAUUUUCAGACGACCUGACAGGCGGUGGAUUUCAAGUCAGUGAGCAGCAGUACAUCUUAAUUAGUGUUGCACCGUUUCUAAUUUCCCUGUGUAUAAAAUUAGCGGGUUAUUAUUAUUGUUAUAAUUUGAGAUUAUAAAAGUGAAUAAAUUAAUGUAUGUGGAUCAUUAA
Messenger RNA from Pecten maximus, 1928 nucleotides. Its product is annotated as formin-like protein 4. Bases 63 to 1037 code for a protein of 324 amino acids. The record is from RefSeq and is a predicted model, not a curated record. The transcript has 12 exons. NCBI's taxonomy places the organism in Eukaryota, Metazoa, Mollusca, Bivalvia, Pectinida, Pectinidae.